Messenger RNA from Pieris macdunnoughi, 1104 nucleotides. NCBI's taxonomy places the organism in Eukaryota, Metazoa, Arthropoda, Insecta, Lepidoptera, Pieridae. The record is from the annotation of a GenBank genome assembly.
AUGCUUUCUUUCGAGUUUAUUGAAUUGGAAAAUGAGGAAAUUCAGAAUAAACAAGUACGAAGACAGGAAUUGCGACGACAAACCGAUCCUAUUUUAGACCUAGAUGAUUCCGAAUUUAUAAAACGAUAUCGGCUUUCAAAGGAGUUAGCUCAAGCUUUGUGUGAUGAAAUAAGACCCCUUUUAAGACAACCAAAAAAGUCUACAGAUUUGUCGGCUGAGCAAAAGGUUUUGACAACUUUAUCCUUUUAUGGAACCGGUUCUUACCAAAGACCAAUUGGAGACAUUAGUGCGCACUCACUUGCUCAGCAAACUGUGUCCAAAGUCAUAAAUGAGGUCACAGCUUGCAUUGAUUCUCCACAAUUGAGAAUGAAAUAUAUCCGUUUCCCUCAAAAUUUUGCAGAAAGAAAUACAAUUAGAACAAAAUUCUACCAAAAAUUUUGUAUGCCUGGUGUAUUGGGAUGUAUAGACUGCACUCAAAUUGCUAUUAUCAGACCAGCCAUACAUGAAGAAAGAUACUUUUGUAGAAAACACUAUCAUUCAUUAAAUGUUCAGUUGAUUUGUGAUGCAGAAAUGCAAAUAUUAAGUGUAGAUUCUAGUUAUGGAGGUGCAACACAUGACUCUUUUAUAUGGAAUACACAUCCCAUAAAAACCUUCUUGGAAAACCUCAAUGAAUUAACAUGGCUACUAGGUGAUUCUGCUUAUCCAUUGCGAAAAUAUAUGAUGACACCAAUUUUAAAUACCGUUACUGGCACACCCGAGAGUCAUUACACUGACGUCCAUGCUCGCACAAGAAACCUAAUCGAAAGGACAAUUGGACUUCUUAAAGCACGUUUUCGGUGUCUAUUAGUUCACCGCGUGUUACAUUAUACACCAGAGAAAGCAGCAUCAAUUGUUAAUGCUUGCGUAAUCUUACAUAACAUGUGUAAUGAAGCGCAAAUUCCUGUGCUUGAUGAAGGCCAAGUGGGCCAAAUGGAUGAGUCCUCGGUUAAUGUCUUCUACAAUAAUGAAUACUUAAAUAAUGAGCCUCUUCACCAAGGUAUGCUUACAAGAAACAACCUCGUUCAGCGAUUGUGGCAAUCACCUGAAAAUCAAUUGUAUAAUUAA